UUAGUAUAGCACAGUUCUGUUGAAUAAUCACUUUUGAAAACAUUAAUAAUUUAUUUGAAAUAAUUGUAAUUGCUGGCCUAUUGCUGCAUUAUAAGAGAAAUAAAGCACUGCCCCAUUGGUGAUUAUUUUCCUAUAAAAGCAAGCCUCGUUGUGUUUUAUUCCUUACAUGACAUGACAGUUUGAUGUUCACAAACUGAUACAGUAGCUUCCGGUUUUGAUGAAAUGAGCAGCAGGACGCAGAUGAUGUUCGGAUGAAGGUAGUGUAUGGCUGUACUGAGCUCCUCGGUGGUGGUUUGUCAGGAGGUAAUCCAGCAGGGGGCGGUAAACACAACCACCGAGUCUACGCUACAGACAGAGAAAGCGGAAGUAAGCGAAGAAGAAGACGAAGGCGUACAAUUUGCACGAGAAAUGGAUAAUAAAAUUCCUUAUGAUGACUAUCAGCUGCCAGUUGUGUUUCUACCCUCCUAUGAAAAUCCUCCUGCAUGGAUUCCUCCUCAAGAUAGGAUAAAUCACCCUGAUUAUAACAAUGAGCUUACCCAGUUUCUGCCACGCACGAUAAUCCUAAAGAAGCCUCCUGGAGCACAGCUGGGCUUCAAUAUCCGAGGUGGAAAAGCUUCCCAGCUUGGUAUUUUUAUCUCAAAGGUGGUGCCGGAUUCUGAUGCUCACAGGGCAGGACUUCAGGAGGGAGAUCAAGUGCUAUCAGUUAAUGAAGUGGACUUUCAGGAUAUAGAACACUCCAAGGCUGUGGAUAUUUUGAAGACGGCCAGGGAGAUUGUGAUGAGGGUGCGCUAUUUCCCUUACAAUUACCAGAGACAAAAGGAGAGGACAGUGCACUAGGUGGCAGAGCAAUGCUGAAGAUUGACUGAGUGGAUUACUGAGCCACUGGUGAACAUGCAAAGCACCAAUCACGUCCCAGCUGCUUUUUUUGACUAAUGCUGCAUUCAUCGUUCAUGUCCUAUCAGAGAUAUAAAAAUAUUAGAAUAUAUACCCUGGGAAAUCCACAAGAAUUUAUCCAACCUUUGUUUUGCCAACCUUUCUUUGAGGGUCUUCACAUAGACACUACCUCACAUCUCCUUGUAGUGCAAAUAUAUUGUUUCGGUUACUAUCCCAUGCAACUAAGAAACUAUAUUUGAUACAGGAAAGAACAACAGCAUAAGGAUGCACUGGAUGUGAUUUAUGGCACUGUCUGAAACAACUAAUACAACUACACUAUAUGGCCAAUAGUUUGUGGACAUCUGACCAUCACAACCUUAUGUGGGCUUUCCCCAAACUGUUGCCACAAAGUUUGAAGCACAUGAUUGCUUCAGCUCUCUGUAUAUGCUUUAGCAUUAUUAAAUAAAUUCUCCUCACUGGAUCUAAGGGACCUAGUCCAAACUUUUUCCAGCAUGACAGUGCCCCUGUGCACAAGGUGAGGUCCAUAAAGACAUGGCUUGCCAAGGUUGAUGUGUAAAAUCUGGAGGGGCCUGCACAGAACCCUGACCUCUACUCCACUGAACACCUUUGUCAACACCAAUCCUUCUCGCUCAACGUCAGUGCCUAACUUCACUAAUUCUCUGGUGCCUGAAUGGUAGCUGACACAAAUCCUGAGAGCCAUAAUGUUGUGGAAAGCCUUUAAAACAGCAAAUAGCUAAUCAAGUCUACAGUAUAUUACUGCCUAUGGUGUUUGAAUGAGAUAAUCAGCAAGCGUAUAGGGGUCCAGUUGUCAGGUUUUCAGAUAUUUUUGGCCUUAUAGUGUAAUUGUAUUAUACAGUCCCCUUUGAAAGUAUUGGAAUGGCAAGGCCAAUUCUUUUGUUUUUUGCUAUAUAUUGAAGACAUUUGGGUUUGAGAUCAAAAGAAAAUCUGAGACGAUGGAUCAGAAUUCCAGCAUUCAUUUCCUGACAGUUACAUCUAGAUGUGUUAAACAACUUACGACAUGGCACAUUUUGGUGGCAGACCACACAAUAGCAAAAGUAUUGGAACAGAUAGUCUUAAAGUAAAUAACACUCAACAUUUGGUUGCAUAUCCCUUGCUUGCAAUAACUGCAUCAAGGCAGCAACCCACUGACAUCACCAAAGUGUUGCAUUCUUCUUUUCCAGGCUUGUAGCAUAGCUACUUUCAGUUGUCGUUUGUUUUGGGAGGAUUCUCCCUUUAGUCUCCUCUUCAGGAGGUGAAAUGCAUGCUCAGUUGUGUUAAGGUCAGGUAAUUUACUUGGUCAGUCUAAAACCUUCCACUUUUUUCUCCUGAUGAAGUCCUUUGUUGUGUUGCCAGUGUGUUUUGGGUCAUUGAUAAAGUUCCUCACAAUUAGAGUGGAUGUAUUUCUCUGUAAAUUUGCAGACAGAAUGUUUCUGUCGACUUCUGAAUUAAUUCUGCUGCUACCAUCAUGUGUUGGUCAUAACAUUAUCAAUAAAGAUUAGUGAAAUUGUUCCAGAAGUAGCUAUGCAAGCCAAAGCCAUGACACAAUGCUUUGCUGAUGAGCUUGUGUGCUUGGGAUCAUGAGCAGAUCCUUUCAUUCUCCACACUUUGGCCUUUCCAUAACUUUGGUAGAGGUUAAUCUUUGUUCCAGAAACUUUGUGGCUCAUCUCUGUAUUUGUUUGUCAAUUGCAGUCUGGCUUUGUUACUGCUGAUGAGUGGUUUGCAUCUGGUUGUAUGGCCUCUUGACAUCUUCAAAUGGUGGAUUCUGAUAAAUUCACCCUGUAGAGGUUGUUGUUGUUGCCACUGACUGUUGUUUUGGGGGUUUUCUUCAAAGCUCUCACAUUAUUUCAGUCAUCAACUUCUGUUUUUUUUUUUGUUUUUUUUUGCCCAUCCUGUUCGAUGCUGGUUGUGAGUACACCAGUGAGUUCUUUCUUUUUCAAGAUAUUCCAAAUUGUUGUAUUGGCUAUGCCCAAUGCUUGUGCAAUGGCUCUGAUCGAUUUUUCCCUCUUUUCUCAGCUUCCAAAAUGGCUUGCUUUUCUCUCAUAGACAGCACACUGGUCUUCAUGUUGGUUUAUCAUUUUUAACAACAAAUGCAGUCUUUACAGGCAAAACCCAGCCCUCGGUACAAAGGAAGUUCAGAGCUAUUAAUAGUUUAAACAAGCAAUCUGAGGGCUUACCUGGGCAACAAGAAACACCUGUCAGUCAGUCAGGGUUCAAACAAAAGGUGUCAUGUUCUAAGUUUUUUUUUAACACAUCUAGAUGUAAAUAUCUGGAAAUUAAAUCUGAAAUUCUGAUCUAUCAUGUUAAUGUUCAUCUUUUGAUCUCAAAACCAAAUGUCUUCAAUGUAUAGCAAAAAAAAAGAAUGGGCCUUAUUGUUCCAAUACUUUUGGAGGGGAGUGUAUUUCUUAACCUAAAACAGAUCUGUCAGACUCCAGUCUGGGAGGCCCACAACCCUCUAGAGUUUAGCAUUCUCUUUAGCCAUUAAUCAGCUAAUUACCAAGGCUGUCAUGGGCUCAAUUUCUGUUAGAAAAGGAAACACAAAUUUCUGUAGGGCUGUUGCAUCACAGACACAUGAGGAUGUAAACGCCCAUGCUUUCAAAUGUAUUAUAUCCCUUUGUCAAGCAAGAUAUAGGCCUUUGUGGAAAUGUACAUUUGGCUACAUUCUGGUAUGAAACUAUAUAGAUGUACCAAAUGUAAUAUAACAUAGCAAUAUGUCUGUUAAAUAAUGUAAUGUAGCUGUAUGUUUAAAAACUGUCAUGUCCACCAGAUAUUUGGCAAACCAUUUGGGCAGAAAUUCAAUCCCUUUAUGUGCAGUUAAGAAUCUCUAUGGUAGGAACAUUCCAUGACCUAGUCAGUUUCUUUCAGUAGCACCACAGCAGGUUAGCCUACAUUUUUCUGUAAUGAGUUAGUAGCAUUACUACACUCAAGUCCAAAAAUAACGUUAUAAAGCAAUAAAACUACUACUAUUAAUAAUAAUAAUAAUAAUAAUAAUAAUUUUACAGCAUUUUUCAUUUUAUGUCCAAAUAAGUGUUUUUACAUUUAGAAGAUUAAAAGGUAUUUAUGAUAAUGAAUCAUAAUCAGUCAUAAAUAAAUGAACUACAAAUCUCUUAGAAUUACUACAGAUCAUGAAACACUAUUACAGAUGAAUAGGGGAUCAUCUGUCUAUCCCCAUCUAUCAUCCAGGAGAUCAAAUCCUACACAGGCUACCUCAAGGAUCUCGCACAACUAACAGUAGGCCUGCUUCAGUGGACAGAAUGGGCUGUACUGGUUCAAGAGGUCAGCAAGAUAUGCUAGAGCUAAAAUAUUUAGCGAUUUAAAUGUAAUAAGCAGAACUUUGUAGAUAAUGUCUAACAUGAUAGACAGCACGUCAUUUUAAUAAGACUAGAGUACUAAUGUGUUUCUUUUCUUGGUAAUCAUGUGGGCUGCCUCUUCCAGAGCUAACUUAAGUUUAAUUAGAGACAGCAAGCAGCAACUUGUUACAAGUGUCCAAUCUAAAGAUUAUUAAAGCAUGUACUACUUUUUUGAGCAUUGUAUAGGGUUAGCAUACAGACAUGGCAGUGUCUUUAGGGUGCUUUUAAAUGUUAGUCUUGUUGCAGAAUCUGAAUCAGAGAGAAAUUUUAUACCUUUGAUUUGUUUGUUUUUGUUUUCUCACUACAUGUAAUUAAACAAAUCAAAAAGCAAAUAAAAUACUCUCUGAGAGGCAUGUACAGCUGAAAAUUCACACCUAAAACUCCUUUGUUCAUUGAUCAGAAAUACAGCAACUGAAAAAGUUAACAAAGCUUUAGCAAGUGUGCAUAAAUAUCAUAAAAAUCACCUGAGCACAGAGAACAUUGAGUUGGCCCUCAAUAAAUUGCUAGAUAAUUAUAUACAUACACUUGAGGCCAAACGUUUACUUCCAUCUAGGCUAACAAUAUUUAAGCUCAAUUCCACACAUAUGUUGCCAUACAUUUCCUGUGUUAAAUCAAUUAGGUUAUCUACUUUAGUUCCAUAAUACGUCAUUUCUAAACAAUAGCUAAGGGAUGGAUUUGUUUCAGCUUUUAUUUGCUACAUCAGAUUUUCAGUGGGUCAAAAAAAAAAAAUGUUUUCAGAUGUUUUUCCCAUUCCUCCUGAAAGAAUUGGUGUAACUCAUUGGGGUUUGUGGCCCUCUUUGCUCAGACACACUUUCAGUUCAGUCCACAAAUUUUCUAUGGGAUUCAGGUGAGGGAUUUGUGAUUGCCCUGUAAUAUUUUAACUUUGUUGACUUUAACCUAUUUUGUUACAACCAUGGAGGUAUGCUUAGGUUUGUACAGAUGGUUCUGGUACCUUCAGUUGUUUGGAAACUGCUCCUAAGGAGGAACCGGACUUUCCUGUUCCUGACUCUAAAAGUAGGCUCUUGAAUACAGCCACAGGUGUACUCCCAAUUAACUCUUAAUUAUGCCACUGGCCAAUCAGAAGCUUUUAAGUCAUUACAUCUUUCUACAAUUUCUGGAAUCUACCAGACUGUUUAGAGACUGUAAAAUUGGUGUAUCAUUUGACCCACUGAUAUUGAGAUAUAAUGAGUUAAAGCUGACAUAAAUCUGUCUCUAAUCAAUUGUUUUAGAAUUACCUUUGAUGUGAGUAAGUAGAUACCCUAAUUGACGUGCCAAAAGAGUCCUCGCUAACUCCCUUAACAUGAAAUGUGUGGAAUUGUGAAAAACUCAGAUUGAUAGUUUUUUGCCUAGGUGUAUGUUAACAUUUAGCCUCAACUGUAACUAGUUUAAAACAUUUUUGUGUAGCAUCCACCAAUUAUUUUCAUUUUUUGUAUGCUGGUACAAAUAUCUAGAAUACAUGGCAUUUCUGCAGCACUGCACCCAUGUUUAAUGGAUCAAGUUGUGCCUCAUGGCUGUUUACCAGCUCAUGUCUAGAGACAAAUGCCCCUCACAACCCAAAACAGCAUGGGUUGAUUCAUGGUCAAAUCGCUUUCUCACUGCAAUUAAACUGUGGUCAAAUUUGUUAGGAAUUGGGCCAAUCCCACUUUGCUCAGAUGAUCUUGGACCAGUCAAUGUGACCCGCACCUGAGUGUGACGGCUCUCUUCUCACCUGCUUAAAUGACAUGCACCAGGGUUCAGUUCAAAUGGACUAAACACUGCAUAUGUGAAAGAAUCAUAGUCUUCCAAAUUACAUAGCUCCUUAAUCUGGCUGAAGCGAUUUAGUAUAAUUCUAUGCCUCGACAUAGAAAUUAAGGCCAACAUUGUUUGUGAAUUGUGUUUCCAAGGGACUGUAUAUGAAAGGAGAAGAAUAGGGACCUAAAAGAGAACAAUGUGGAACACCAUAUUGUUCUGUCUUAAGCUCUGAACAAUAUCCAUUGAUACUAGUAGACUGGUAAGAGCAUGUCUAUCUAAACUAAUUAGAUUUUGCCUGUCCAUCAAAAUAUUUUGGUCAGUAGUGUCAAAUGCUGCACCAACAGUACCAAAAUAAAAACAUUUCUACAAACAGUGGCUCAGUGACCAUUUUAGUCAGUUCUGUACUAUGAUGCCUUAAUUGCAACUAGACUGAAAUAUAUAAUGCUUAAUAUUGAUGAAUGAUAUAGGCUGUUAGUGGUGUGAGUUCAUGCUUUGUACAUAGUGAGGAUUUAAUACCAAAGUUUGUAUACAUCUGAAAUUCAAAACCGAUAAAAUGGUGAUUUAAUAUAUAGCUUGUUACCGCAAAAUGUAAUAUUUUGGCUAUAAUUUGAUCAAUGGGUUUACAUGCACUUAGAUUAUCUGUUCAUGACAACAAUAGGGCUCCAUGUGUCAGGUAAUAAUCAGAUUUCAUAUUGUAGCAUUGCUACAACAAAAGCUAUUGAUUUACUUUCCAGUAGUGACAAGGCUAUGCAUUUGUAGUAGCUGUGUUGUGGCCCUGUGGGACCAGAGUUUGACACUCCUGAACUAGGUGAUGGAUGCAAUAAGUUUUAUGUACACUAUUGUUUGAGAUUUUUAUAUAUAUAU
Molecule: messenger RNA, 6836 nt
Organism: Ictalurus furcatus (blue catfish)
Lineage: Eukaryota; Metazoa; Chordata; Actinopteri; Siluriformes; Ictaluridae
Gene: pdzd11
Product: PDZ domain containing 11
Exons: 6
Coding region: 265-837 (190 amino acids)
Biological process (GO): maintenance of epithelial cell apical/basal polarity; neurotransmitter secretion; protein localization to basolateral plasma membrane
Cellular component (GO): basolateral plasma membrane; synapse; cell-cell junction
Molecular function (GO): protein binding
Source: RefSeq, a predicted model, not a curated record